Molecule: messenger RNA, 1914 nt
Organism: Solanum pennellii
Lineage: Eukaryota; Viridiplantae; Streptophyta; Magnoliopsida; Solanales; Solanaceae
Product: probable lipid-A-disaccharide synthase, mitochondrial
Exons: 9
Coding region: 138-1538 (466 amino acids)
Biological process (GO): lipid A biosynthetic process
Molecular function (GO): lipid-A-disaccharide synthase activity; phospholipid binding
Source: RefSeq, a predicted model, not a curated record
UUGAUUUUGAACCAAAUUCUCAUUGGUGUUUUUUGCUAGUCUUCUCUAAAAGAAGGGAAAGAAGAGAAGGAGAGCUGGUGAAUCUGUUCACUCUGUGCCAUUUUCCAGGCAAAAAGAAGAAUCAAGUUUGCAAAGAUAUGGUUUUUAGAAGAAUUUGGAAUGUGAAUUGGGGGGUAAACAUGAAGUUGAUGCGGAAGAUGAGACGAACAUUCUCAGUUUCAAGUCAAUCUGCAGUUGAUUUUGCUUCAAAAGAUGGCGAACUCAGGGUCUUCAUUGUUGCUGGGGAGGUUUCUGGCGAUACAAUUGGGUCCCGUGUAAUGGGUUCUCUAAUAAAGCUUUCUCCUUUGCCUGUUCGUUUUGCUGGUGUUGGAGGGAAGAUGAUGUCUAAGCAAGGGUUGAAUCCUUUGUUCCCGAUGGAGGAUAUUGCAGUAAUGGGCAUUUGGGAGCUGCUGCCGUAUCUUAAUCAAUUUAGAGUUAGGCUCAAGCAAACUAUAGAAGCUGCUCUUUCUUUUAAGCCUCAUGUCGUACUCACUGUAGACGCUAAAGGAUUUUCCUUCCGUUUCCUAAAGCAUUUGAGGGCUACUUGUGUUCAACAGGGGAUGGUUAGCCCGCUGCACUUCCAUUAUGUAUCACCAUCAUUUUGGGCCUGGAAAGGUGGUGAAGCAAGACUUAAAGGACUUCUUCAGUUUGUGGAUCAUGUAUUAUGCAUUCUUCCAUUUGAGGCAGAAGUCUGUAGAUCAAAUGGCCUAGCAGCAACCUUUGUUGGUCAUCCCACCCUUGAAGAUAUCCCGGAAUGCCAGGGGAAGGAUGUCACUGAAAGAAGACACAGAAUUGAAGGAAAUGCUGAAGCAUUUCUAACUGGUUUGGGAAUAUCAUCGGGAUCCCCAGUUAUUUCCUUGCUUCCUGGAAGUAGAUUACAGGAGGUUACUCCAAUGUUCCCCAUAUUCUCAAAAACUUUGGAGCAAUUAAAAGGUUCUUUUCCGAACUUGGUAGCAGCAGUUCAUGUGGCACCCAAUAAACAUGUGGAAGACUACAUCAGUAAAGCUGUUCGUAAGUGGCCAUCAUCUGUUGUAUUGGUUUCUGGAGGAUCACACCAGAUGAAAUACGAUUCAUUUAGUGCUAGCAGUGUAGCACUAUGUACUUCAGGUACAGUUGCAAUGGAGAUGCAGCUUGCACGACUGCCAUGUGUUGUUGCAUAUCGAGCCCAUCUCCUGACAGAAUGGUUCAUACGUUACAAAGCUAUUAUACCAUACAUCUCUCUUCCUAAUAUUCUAUUGGAUUCAGCCGUAAUUCCUGAAGCUCUUUUCCAGGAAUGCACACCUUCGAAAUUGGCAUCAUUUCUCAAGGAUUUAAUACUUGAUGACAACCUUCGAGAAAAACAAAUUAUUGCUGCUGAGAAGGUUAUUAAGCUGCUUAGGCCUCCAGAGAUUAGCUUGGGUUUCUCAACUCGGGUGGAGAUGAGUGUUCCGCUUUCUGAUUGUACACCAAGUAUGGUUGCAGCAUAUGCAGUACUGUAUUAUCAGAAGAAGCUGGAAUAAGAUCUUUGUUCUAAUUCAAGUGGUUGUCAUGAGCAAAAUGGAGAUAAGAUGCAGGUGGAAAGGUUUGAAGAUUAUAUGUUUGGAGGUUAGCAAUCGAAAGGCAGUUGAAUAAUUUCAUUGGUUGGUUCAUCGUCAACUACCUUUUGGUUUUUCUACGAAUUGAUUGUCCGUUUAGACAUUUUAGCUUAAAAAAGUGUCCCUUUUGCCUUCGGAUUCAACAAUAUGGUAUGAUGCUCCCUAGUGCCACUUUCUAUUAAUAAAAGUAACACUAUGGAAGAUUGUAUAUUAGAGAUAGGUUUGUAGAAAUCACAAAAAACACUGGAUUGUCCUUUAUGUUUUGAUGCUCCUGAAUCCAUAGGACACUUGUUCUUCGUCU